AUGGCUCCCGUGGCCGGCGCCCACGCCGCCGUCGGGGGUUUCCUGGGCUCUUGGGAAGGCUUGGCCCAGCCGCCACUGAGCGCGCCCUUCCUGCUGCCCCCAGCCGGGCAGGGCCCCAGACCGCGGGCGCCCCUGCUGGGCCCCAGAGGUGGCCCCGGGCCUGGAAUCGGCCCGGGGGCGCCGGCAGACUUCGCUCACCUGCAGGGCGUCUUGCGACGGAGGCAGCUCUACUGCCGGACGGGUUUCCACCUGCAGAUACUGCCAGACGGCCGUGUGCGCGGCACCCGACGGGACCACAGCCUCUUCGGUAUUCUGGAAUUCAUCAGCGUGGCUGUAGGACUGGUCAGUAUCAGAGGUGUGGACACUGGCCUCUACCUUGGAAUGAAUGACAAAGGAGAGCUCUAUGGAUCUGAGAAACUGACUUCUGAGUGCAUCUUCAGGGAGCAAUUUGAGGAGAACUGGUAUAAUACGUAUUCAUCCAACAUACAUAAACACGGGGACUCAGGCCGAAGGUUCUUUGUGGCACUUAACAAAGAUGGCACCCCACGCGAUGGAUCCCGGUCAAGACGCCACCAGAAGUUCACCCACUUCCUGCCCAGGCCGGUGGACCCAGAGAGGGUGCCUGAGCUAUAUAGGGAUGUGCUGCUGUACAGUUGA
Messenger RNA from Gracilinanus agilis (Agile Gracile Mouse Opossum), 657 nucleotides. It is a transcript of the gene FGF20, whose product is annotated as fibroblast growth factor 20. The coding region runs from base 1 to 657 and encodes 218 amino acids. NCBI's taxonomy places the organism in Eukaryota, Metazoa, Chordata, Mammalia, Didelphimorphia, Didelphidae. The transcript is spliced from 3 exons. The record is from RefSeq and is a predicted model, not a curated record. Gene Ontology annotation, molecular function: fibroblast growth factor receptor binding; growth factor activity. Gene Ontology annotation, cellular component: cytoplasm. Gene Ontology annotation, biological process: positive regulation of cell population proliferation; animal organ morphogenesis; positive regulation of gene expression.